Molecule: messenger RNA, 4527 nt
Organism: Amoebophrya sp. A25
Lineage: Eukaryota; Dinophyceae; Syndiniales; Amoebophryaceae
Source: the annotation of a GenBank genome assembly
GAGGUAGCGCAGCAGACAAGGCAAAGUCAAUAGAGGCGAGCUCAAAGCUUUUUGAAAAGCAGACGUUUUUCAUUACGCAAGACCCGACCCACGAGACGCAGAUAUUCAACGCAAUGGGAUGCGACGCUGACAAGCAGGAACCUGUUGUGCGAUUUUUGUCGGUCUUGAAUGAGUAUGGCGAUAUUUCUUGCUUCUUCCAAUUAUGUAAUAUGUCUCCUAUGUAAAUUUGUCUUAUUCUAACCUCCCCUCGGCAACCGGUCCGAGAUCGAGAUACAGGCAGCCAGUGAACUAGCAGCCGACCUGAGCUACCUGCAAGACCUCGAGAUGGAGCAGCUGAGGAAGUAUCUCAGUGACCCGACAGUUUUCGAGGUCUAUUCGAACAUCCUGGGUCAUCUAGACAACAGCUUCUGGGGACCAGACGGAAAUCCUAUAGACGACAGCUCGGAUCGCAUAGUCAGCGUGAGGACGGGCAAGCUGAAAAAAUCUUUGAUGGGCAAAUCAAGAUUGCCUGCGGAUCUAGAUGAAAUCGAAGGACCCCAGAAAGCAGAAAAGCCCCCUUCAGAUCCAGAAAUCACAGCCUCUGGAGCACCAGAAAGCACAGCCGCAGCACCAGGAGCAGUCCCAGAAGGAGCUGGGACAACGACACAGGGUGGCUCAUCUUCCUCCUCUUCGUCGAAGAAGAAAAAGAGGGUGAAAGAUCCAGUAGAUCUUUUCGAUUAAGGCUAGUUUUGUUGAUGGUAAUUUCGUUUUUCCGGAGUGACUGUUCACCUGUUGUAGUAGAUGGCGAGGGGUAGAACAAUGGGAAAUCGAAAUUCAUAGAAAUUUAGAAAGUACAAGUAGGUACCACCGCUUAGACGUACUACGAUAAGUAGCUAACUAUGCAAAUGCAUCACAAAGAGAAUUUCCGUUUCUUCCUCUAAUCUCGACGAAGGCAAAAGUACAAAGAGCGGGCGAAAGACCUCUUUCGGACACCGGUCACGCCCUACGAAAGUAGGGAUCAGAGCUGUAUUCUUGCACUUGGUAGCGAAAAGUUAUGGCUUCUCCUAAUCCAUCUCGUGAAGCAUCCUGUUAAGGCUUUGCAAGGGUAAAAGCGGCCCAGGAUGAGUUUCAAGAUGGAAUCGGGCGAGCUCUAAAAACCGGCGAGAUCAGUCUAGUAAGGGUGACACCAGAACGAGUUGCGCCAAGAGCGAAAACUACGACUACAAAUGGAGCAAGUGCCGCUGACUCAGAGAACAACAGUUUGAGUGCAGCGACCGCAGGGAUGAGCAACGAUGACGCCUUCGCAUACGUUUUCGGCGGCAAGUCACUGAAAUUACACCGCGAGACCAUAUGUACGUGGCAGGCGCACGAACCAGGACAGAAAAUCACGAGUCUCAAGUUGUUGCCAGGUGUGCAAGCGCUCAUUAGUUGUGGCGACAGUUGCAGUGUGAAGAUAUGGCCUUUGGAUACGUAUUUUGGCAGCGACGGUCGCGACCCAGAGGAUGAGCUGAAUGGAGUGGAUCACUGCUGGGUACAAGAUCAGUCGGUCCUUGAUAGCGUAGAAAGCUAUCGGCAUUAAGGCUUGUUGCCCUAUCAAAUACUUAGAAGUUCAUCGUACAGCUACAGUUUUACAGUUUUACUUUUACAGAUUUCAACAUAGAAAACCUUUCUUACUGUUCUCUUACUUAAAAGUGUUCAUCUUAAUACAGUUCUAAGACCUUUCUUACAAGAAGCAUCUCCUCUUGUCAACAACUUUCAUGACUCUUCUCAAGAUGAACUUCAGUUAGAGUCGUAAGCUCUAACGACUUGACACGAAGAAGCUGAUACUCAGUGACACGGUCUUUUACAAGAAACCCUGGGUGAAUGUGGUGCUAGGACCAGACGUGACGAGCAAGACGUUAGCGUGGUACAUGCCAAGAUGUCUGCGGAAGAGCCUGCUGUUCAAAUAUCAGGUACUUCAUCUACACUGUUGAGUAUCGAGACUUUUUCUUUAGAAGAACUAGAACAUCAACGUCUUGAAAAUCAUUUCACGCAUAGCUGCUGCUCGUCAGGGAACACACUUCAAUCCACCUUUUUCUUUCCUCUUAUUUCAGGCCUACCGCGUGCUCGAGAAGCUUAGGACCCAAGAUCUGCUCGGAGAGGAAGAAGGCUCGCUGCAUGUGCAAACGAGUAUCAAGCUGUAUGAUAGGUAUUACGGCAAGCUGAAGGCAGAGCAGGACUUGAAAAACGAGUACGCACGGCGAGAAGCUGAGAAGUUGAAGGAGAAGAGCAAGGGCAUAUCGCUAGUCGAGGUGAAGUCUUAUUAAGGCUUGGGAGUUGACCUAUCAUCUAAGAGCGUCUCUAUGUCUUCUUCAAGUAGGAAAGCCACAGAUAUGCGAGCUAGAGAUGCCAACUUUCAACCCCUAAUCUUACACUGUUUCAAGUGUGAAGCCAUUACCAGAGCCGGACUCGCUGAGACCACUGACGAUAUUCAAAGAGAUGACGCAGACGCACGAAAAGCCUUGGGUCAGCAAUUGGCAACCCAUGAAGCACGUCCUGAGAGAGCAGGAGCAGCGGAAAGCGCAAGCAGCAGCGGCGAAGGACGAGAAGAAGGGGAGAAGAGCCAGUGUGACCAACCUACAACUUGGUACAACUAGUGCCUUCAUCUUCAUCUUGAAUCACAAUAUUAACCAACGAAAAAGUAGUACAUUAUAGUUCUGUAAACUCGACUAACCAACGACCUGCAUCGCUCCCCCUCCCAUUUCGAAAACUCAAACUCGACACGACUAACCAACGACCUGCAUCACUUCCUCGUCUCUCACUUCCUCGUCUCUCACUUCCUCGUCUCUCACUUCCUCGUCUCUCACUUCCUCGUCUCUCACUUCCUCGUCUCUCACUUCCUCGUCUCUCACUUCCUCGUCUCUCACUUCCUCGUCUCUCACUUCCUCGUCUCUCACUUCCUCGUCACCAACUCCCACCUCUUCCACAAUUACAGGCAAAAAGAAAAAAGCAAAGGGGAAGGAUCCUGACGCAGACAUGUUUUUUCCCGACCGGCUAAACAAAGCUUCCCACGAGUGGAAUUUCGAGCGACUUUAUGGUAAAGGCGGCGCUGGGCAUCCAGCUGGGGAGAAGGUCCUUAGGAGAACCUAUAGCGACAUCAAGAGUGGUCUGUCAUGGCGACCAGAGUACGACCAAUUCAAUACAGACAGAAAACGCAGAGUGGAAGAAGACAACACACAGAGGAGAAGAAGAAAGCCGGGACAGCCGGAUAUAACUGUACUAAUUGUUUCUUGCCUUAGUAUGUUUAGUCGUGACUAUGAUGCUCAUAAUUUUCUCAUUGUUUAAUUGUGGCUAUGAUGCUCAUUGCUCUCCCUAGUGUUUUUUUCAUCUGAAGUGCAUAUAUUAGUCCAGCUAUUUUUUUAUCUCAUUUAAUAGCUUUUUUCGGUCCUUUUUCUAGUUAGGCUGGCACUGGCUCCACGACCAUUAACUUUAACAAACAAACACAGAGCAACCACCUGCCUGCAGAAGAACGAAUGAAGAUUCUUAUGGAGACUAUAGCUGAACCGCUAGUACACGAGCAUAGGGACCCAACAUCCGAGCGAAUGGCUACCAGGAAGUGGCAAUCGUAUAUCUAAGAAGAUGGAUGUAUAAAAGAAGCUUCCUUCCAGAUAAUAUUUGUUGAUAGACACUAAUAGUGUUCUGAGAGUUAGAGCUAGACGCAAAAGCAAAACUAAAAAGUGGAAUUGAUGUUCGAUUGAAUUGUAGCAGUCUAUUCGUCAACAUGGUUUCCGUAUCCCCCUCUCUUUCCUGAUCACAAAUCAAAUGGCAAAUGACUGUCACAAUCCUGUCACCAGGUUCGUCGACAAAGAAAAAGCAAGCUUACCUCAAUCUUCGAAUAUUGACUGGCUUCGCACUACAAUGCCAGCCAGGUUUAGGACGGACAAAACCCAAGGUGCGGCGUCACCCGAACGUCAUAUCUCAAGUCCGGAGAAAACAAGGUAUUUAAUACUGUAAGUACCUUAUCUUACCCUUUUCAACACAGUGAGUCUCACGAGAUUUUUUUAACUCUACGUCUUCUACUCCAACUAGAGCUUACAACAAGAAGGGCUCCAGCAGCACCUGUCCUCGACUUCCUUCUAGAGAUCUCAAGCCACCUCGUAGGUAGUUUAUCUCUACCGCAUUCCUUGCUGCUCCUAUUCAUAGGUUCCUCACCACUCUCUCUGACUUUUCUGCGGUUCGUCGGCGUGUUGAGGGCACGAAACCGUCUAAGGACACGAGGGAUAAGUUCAAGCCAGAAGUAAACGUAGGCCGCGACUUCGCUGUGAGCGGUGGCGAUGUGAUGCUCAAAGGUGGCGAGGCUGCUCGUAGACGAGUUUCGGAUAUUUAAGGCUGCGAGUGAAAAUGAAAAGGUUCUUUGUUGUUCUCUUCUAUAUUAAUUCAUCUUUAAUAUCAUCGUUUAUCUUCUAAUCACUGCAGCAGAUGUUGUUGAGGCAGUAUCCGCGCAGACCGCCAGAGGAGGAGCAAAUGCUGAUGGAUCUCGCGAGCAAGCCUGGAGCGAUUUUGAUGUAG